Messenger RNA from Hyalella azteca, 1093 nucleotides. RefSeq names its product protein Star-like. Lineage: Eukaryota; Metazoa; Arthropoda; Malacostraca; Amphipoda; Hyalellidae. The record is from RefSeq and is a predicted model, not a curated record. Bases 24 to 947 code for a protein of 307 amino acids. The transcript has 5 exons.
AGAAUAACAUAAUCGAGUUUUAAAUGAAGUACCUCGUAAUGAAAUAUUCUCUGAGAACACUUUUGCCGCUCUUUGUGGUGAUAUUUCUUCUAUUAUUAGGGAUUCCUAUUCUUACCAAAAGUGUGAUAGUAGAAGUUAUUGAAGACACCCUGAAACCAGUUACCGAGCACGAAGCGAUGCGUUCUUCUCCCGAGACGGAGGACUUGUUUUUCCACCCUGACCUCCUGGGCAAAAACAUGCGAGACGAGGCCGUCAUCCAGGCAGCUCGAGAGGCCCUCAUCGCGCCCGCCCGAGAGGGUCCUUACUACCUUGACAACCCGCGCCAGAAGUUCUACUCCCAGCACGGCCAAGACAAACACGUCAAGGAGAUUUUCAGGGACAUGCAGAAAGGAGGCUUCUUCUUCGAAGUAGGUGCGUUGACGGGAGAGAGCUUAUCUAACACACUGUACCUUGAACGGGAGCUCGGCUGGACGGGCGUUCUGAUGGAGCCCACGCCGGUCAGCUACCACGUCCUCAAGAGCAAGAACAGAAGAGCGCACAUCAUGCGGGCGUGCCUCGUCCCAGACACCAGCUACAGGGAACCUGUUUUUGAUAUAGGGAGAGAAGCGUGGGGCAACACUCUUGUGGACGCCGAGAAGACAAGUAAGUCGGUGAGAGUUCCGUGCUAUCCAUUCUACAGCAUCCUGGCGGCCCUGGGCAACCCUGUGGUGGACUACAUGUCACUCGACGUCGAGGGCGUCGAAUUGAAGGUGCUGAAGAGCAUCCCGUGGGAUGACGUGAAGAUCAGGGUGAUCACCAUCGAGAUUUUCUUACUUCCUGAAGGCCCAGAAGCGCUCAGGGUGUUCAUGGAAGAAAAAGGCUUCAAGUUUAUAAAACAACUCGACCAAGACUAUUUGUUCAUCAAUAAACAACUCAGCAGAGGUUUGAAUAUUAAAGUUAUGAAGUAAGAGCAAGAGCAGGGUGGCCCAGUGGCUAAAGUUCAGAGUACCAAGAUUGAGGCAGAGAGGUCCUGGUUUGAUCCCAGCUAUGAGCGCCACUUUAAUGUCAGAAUCGGCAAGGAGGCCGGGCGUUAAGCAAAGAAAAUUUGAAGCAG